AUGAAUGCAUCUAUAUUUGCACUACUGAUAUUUAAUAAUUCUCCUCAAGGACCUCCACUUUCAGCAUCACCUAUUACAGUUAUUCAAAGUAAUAUUGCACUUUUUGGAUAUGCUCUUCUAUUUAUUCUUGGUUUAUUUGGUCAUACAAAUAGUUUUCUAAUUUUUCUUCGACCAAUAUUGAAUCAUAUUUCAACAAAUUGUUUAUUUAUUGCAUUAACUAUAUCCGAUUCUAUUUAUUUUUUAUUAAGUUUUUAUGAUUUUAUCAAUAUAGAUCUUCAAACUCGUGAUACAUCAGUAAAUCGGUCAGCUAUGUGUUGA
Molecule: messenger RNA, 318 nt
Organism: Rotaria sordida
Lineage: Eukaryota; Metazoa; Rotifera; Eurotatoria; Philodinida; Philodinidae
Source: the annotation of a GenBank genome assembly